Messenger RNA from Nothobranchius furzeri (turquoise killifish), 3406 nucleotides. It is a transcript of the gene pggt1b, whose product is annotated as protein geranylgeranyltransferase type I, beta subunit. NCBI's taxonomy places the organism in Eukaryota, Metazoa, Chordata, Actinopteri, Cyprinodontiformes, Nothobranchiidae. Gene Ontology annotation, biological process: protein geranylgeranylation. Gene Ontology annotation, cellular component: CAAX-protein geranylgeranyltransferase complex. The record is from RefSeq and is a predicted model, not a curated record. Gene Ontology annotation, molecular function: CAAX-protein geranylgeranyltransferase activity.
ACCGGAAAAGAUUCCCCAUAGGUGCGGAAACAAAGAUGGCGGAAGAGGAGAAGCAGUUUGAAGAAUUUGAGCAAAUAGACUUUUUAAAAGACCGACAUGUCAGAUUCUUCCACAGAACGCUUCAAGUGUUACCAGAGAGGUACGCGUCGCUGGAAACAACCCGGUUAUCCAUCCUGUUUUUUGCCCUGUCUGGUCUCGAUGUGCUGGACGCUCUUGAUGUGGUUGACAGCAACAUUAUGAUUGAGUGGAUCUACUCCCUGCAGGUUUUACCCACAGAGGAUAAAUCCAACCUUAGCUGUUGUGGAUUUCGGGGAUCGUCACAUAUUGGAGUUCCUUACAGCACCAAGGGUCCAGGUGUUGUCCAUCCGUAUGACAGUGGCCACAUAGCCAUGACGUACACCGGACUGUGUUCGCUGCUGAUCCUCGGAGAUGACCUGAGUCGGGUCAACAAACAAGGCUGUCUGGCUGGUGUUAGAGCACUGCAGCUGGAGGAUGGCAGUUUCUACGCCGUGCCAGAGGGAAGUGAAAAUGACAUCCGGUUUAUCUACUGUGCAGCUUGUAUCUGUUACAUGCUGGACGACUGGUCGGGCAUGGACAUCCAGAAGGCCAUCGAGUACAUCCGAGGAAGUCUGUCAUAUGACAACGCAUUUGGCCAGGGAGCUGGGAGAGAGUCUCAUGGCGGCUGGACCUUCUGCGCCAUAGCCUCUCUGUGUCUGAUGGGUCGACUAGAGGAGGCGCUGAGUCAGCGAGAGCUGGACAGGAUCCGGCGCUGGUGCAUCAUGAGGCAGCAGAGCGGUUUCCACGGGCGACCCAACAAGCCUGUAGACACAUGCUACUCCUUCUGGGUGGGAGCCACGCUGGAGCUGCUGGACGUGUUCCGGUACACCAACUUUGAGAAGAACAGGAACUUCAUUCUGUCCACGCAGGACCGUCUGGUGGGCGGCUUCGCCAAGUGGCCGGACAGCCAUCCAGACCCCCUUCACGCCUACUUGGGCCUUUGUGGUCUCUCUCUGAUUGGAGAGCCCAGUCUGAGGAAAGUCCACCCAGCUCUGAACAUCACCCAGAGAGCCUUUCAGCACCUCCAGCAGCUGCAGCAGACGUGGAGGGAGAGCACCAACAGCUGUGGCGGACAACACUGACGGCAGGAUGAUCCAACGCUAAAUAGCUCCAGUAAAUCACAACCAGCUGUUGGUCACCGGUCACUGAACUUUUCUGAGGUUCAAGCUGCAAGGCUCAUAAUCAUGAGGACCUUGUUUUACGUCCAUCUUAAUCUACCUUUUAGUGUUGAGCAAUACCUGCCAUACCUCUUUGCUGCCUUUUUAAUCAUAAACAUAGCUGUCGAUCACAAAUGUGGCUUGUAAGAAUGCAGUGACGUGCCAUUUUUGAUUCCUCCAUUUUUUUAGUUCCUUUUAGGAUUAUCUGGAUUUUUUUCCCUUUAAGAUGCACAAAAAAAGUUCUCACCCUGCAAAAAUGUAUUUUCUCCUCAUUUCCCACGAGCAACUGUUGUACAGCGCUGUUACAAUGCAUCAAAGCUUCAAGCUGCUCACCUGCUGCAUCCUCUAGUUUCAUUUUCUAAGGAACGAGAAGUUCAAAUAAUGGAUGAAAUUCACUAAAAAGGAGGCUAAAGCUACCUCAGGAAGCAAAUUUCUUUAUAAAAAAAAAGUUUUUUAAAGCUUAUCUAAUGACCUGAUUUCAGAUCACAACCAAAUAUUUUCUUUGCAUUUUAGAUUGUAUGAAAAAAAAAAAACGCAUUCCCCCUUUAAAAGCAGCAGUGUUUAGCGAGCCUUGAGCUGAACUACGCUCAUUCACGUUUAAUUCUAUAUAUGUGUUUUACUCCCAGCUGCAACGCAAUAGGAGACGGAUCAGACAAUAAGCAUCCUGACUGGAAGAAACGGGCUUUGAUCUGUUCUGGGAAAUUUCUGUUUAGAAAGGAUGCGAAGCAGAACAAUGAGCUCGGGUGUGUGACGGGUCGUCUGCGAACAGAAACAUCUAUUUUUCCGCAGGUUUAACCGUUUAUUUAGCGGGUUUGAGCCGAAAUGAAAGUUUCUGAUUUUUAACGAGACCCUCGGAGAGCCGAAGCAUUUGCCUUUUACAGCUGCCACCAGAGCUUGUGAUGGGGAAAGGCUUUCAAAGCAGGCUGGAAAAACCGUCGUCUGUCUGCUGCACCUUUCCUGCAGGGCUUAAAACACCUGACUUUGCCUCUCUCGUCCUGCCAGACUAUGAUUAUUUUAUUUAUUUAGAAGCACAGAUGUAAGGAGAGAGUAUGGGAGGAGAGGAGAAUAAAUAAAUAAUUUGAGCCAUCUAUUAUUAAAAGUAAACUGUCGGAGACUAUACCCGCUUCUCUAAACCCAGAUCGCUGUUUUAAACCCAUUUUUUGUUUUUUUUGUUCUGUUCUUUCUUGGCCUGAAACAAACACUUGAGAGUGUUUGAUCUCGUCUUAAAGACUGUUAUUCUAGAAUCCUGCUGUAAACCCCUUCAGUAACUUUAUAUUCCAUAUUUUUCACAUGUUAAUGCAAAAUGUGCUUUUUGACUAUUAUUUAAUAUGUGAUAUAUUUCAGUAUUUUCUUGGUGUUAAUCAAGGUUCUGGAGAUGAAAACACGCUGAAUGACGAAUGUUUUUGCUUCAGCACCAUGUUAGUUAAGAUGAUAUGAAUGAAUCUCAUCUGUGUCUUUCUUAAAAUAACCCCAUUUUAUUGCUUUCGUCUGUUUGUGUAUAUAGACCAAGUCACACGUCAUGAUAUUGUUGCCUUCAUAAUGUGCCUGAUCUAGUUUUAUUUUAUUUUUAUUGGCUCAAUGCUGCUCAAGUGCUUCUUUUUACACAUCCACACACAGUUUACUUUAAUGUUUGAUCAACAUUUUGGUCUAAACAGACAAGCUUGUUUAAAUAAUUGGACUUUCAUUGGCUGGUAGACGUUGUUGGGCGUGUUUUUAUAUUUUCUGGAUAGAAAAAAAAAUUCACAAAGCUGUUUCCUUUUUGUUAUAAAUUUUUUUUUCGGUUGCAUCACUCUGCAGACCUGCUCCGUCCCACAGCACGAGACGGGUUUGCACUUCGUAAACAGCUGCAGCGACAAAGCUGUGAAUGGAUUCUGAACCACAGCCAAAAAUACCGCACCAAUCAUGAAACCCUCGCUCUGAUGUGAGGUACCACCACAUGUAGUUACGACGGAACGUUAAAUGUGAUUGGGCUUCUGUGCUCUAGGCAUGUUCAGUGUAAAAAGUUGUAAAUGUCUAUAAAUACGUGACUUUUGUUGUACAAGUGCUCAAGAACAAAAUGUUUUCCAUCAGUCAGAAAUGGACAAGCAGAUGUUGGUGAAUUCUUGGAGUUCGUUGCUGAAUCUGGACACAUUAAUGUUGAUUCAAGCUUGGCGGCAAACUGUAAUUAUGGUAAAUAAAAUUACUAACUUUUA